GCGGUGAUGUUGGGGGGUCGCGGAGCCGCCAUGAGCCGUGAGGAGCUGACGUACCUGGCUGUGCUGCUCGGCUCCAUCCCCGUGGGAUUCCUCAUCAAGGAUCGAGGUCCGCGCUGGCGCCAGUUUGGGGGGGCGGCGGUGGGGGCGGGGCUGGCGGCGCUCACCUGCGGCUGCCACGCCCUGCACUCGCUGGGCACCGUGCUGGGCACCUGGGCCAUCCUCACCUGCCUGCCCAGGCAUUCCGGGGGGGCCAGCCUGGCCUGGACCUUCGGGUACCUCCUGUUCUUCCGGACCCCCUGGGUCUGGGGGCUGCCCGAGCCCCCUCCCUACGCCAACGCCCUGCAGCUCCUCAUCACCCUCAAGAUGGUCAGCAUGGCCAGUGACGUACAAGAGCUGCGGGAGGCGGGGCGAAAGGAAGUGACGUCACUGGAGACGCGCCUGAUGAUUGGCUCGCUGCGACGCGUGCCCAGUUUGAUUGACAUCCUGUGCUACAGCUACUGCUACCUGGGGCUGCUGACAGGUCCCUUUUACCGCCUGGGAACUCACCUGGAUUGGGUUUGGGGAUUCCCGACGUCUCCAACGUUACCCAAGGUGUUGUCCCACCUCCGUUGGGCGCCCGUACUGGGCAUACUGGGGAUACUGGUGAGCAGGGCGUGGCCGGCAGAGCAGGUGAUGACGCCGGAGUUUUUGGCGAGGCCGUGGUUGGCCAGGUUGGCUCAGAUGGUGCCGGUGUUCCUGGCUUUGAGGAUGAGACUCUACGUGGGUUGGAUCUGCGCCGAGGGAGGGUUCGUGGCCGCGGGUUUGGGCCUCUACCCCAAAAACGCCAGGGCCGAACCGGGACGGGGACCCACGGCCGAGUGGGAGAGACCCGAAAAGUGUGCUCACCUGCCCGCGGAGCUCUGGGAUUUCCAGUCCAUCCGCACCGUGGAUCCCUGGGGCACGGAGCUCGGCCGACGCUUCCGGGGGGGUUUGAGGCGCUGGAACAUGACGGUGCAGUGGUGGCUGGCGGCGUACGUGCACAGGAGGGGACCCCGCCAGUACCCCCUGCUCAGGAACGCCUGGACCAUGUUAGUCUCAGCUUACUGGCACGGCUUACACGGAGGGCAGCACUUGGCUUUCCUCACCGUGCCCCUCUGGCUGGCGGCCGAGGCGGCGGCCGAGGCGGCUCUGGGGAAAUAUUUCGGCGUUCCCUUGGAUCAGCUGGGAGGAUGGAAAGGUUUUUUGCUGAGGGGAGGGCAAUGGUUCCUCAAAAUGAGGGCGUUCGAGUACCUGAGCAUGGGGUUUGUGCUCCGAGGGGCCGCUGCUACGCUGAGAUUUUGGGCCUCGGUUCAUUUUUGCCUCCAUGUUCUGCCUCUCCUCAUCCUGCUGGCGGCGGCUGCGGGUGGGAAAAUGGCGGCGAAAGGGCGGGAAAAGAGGCGGGGAAAAGGGCGUGAGGGAGAGGAGGAGGAGGAGGAGGAGGAAGAAGAAGAGGGAAGGGGGGAUGCGCAGGUGAGGAGGGGAGAACCCCGUCAGGGAGGGAAUCCCAAAAUUCAAGAGGGUUCGGUGGAUCUUAAAAUUCAAGGAGGGAGAGACCCCCUGAACGCUGAAUUUCAGAAAGGUGGGGAUGCCCUGAACCCCGAAAUUCAGGAAGGGUGGGAUCUCCUAAAUCCUAAAAUUCCAGAGGGGGGAGGUUCUCUAAAUCCUAAAUUUCAGGAGGGAUGGGAUGCCCUGAAGCCCAAAAUAGAGGCCAGGGAGGAACCCCUGGCCACCAAAUCCCAGGAGCUGAGGAAGAGGAUAGACCCCAAUAGUCAGAAUUUGGGGUGACCCCAAACUUUGGGGUGAGGAGGAGGAGGAGGAGGAGGAAGGACCCCAAAACUCAGGUCAGGGGGAGAGACCCCAAUGGAAAAUGGGAAGAAACUCCCUGAACCCCAAA
Messenger RNA from Cinclus cinclus, 1912 nucleotides. RefSeq names its product membrane bound O-acyltransferase domain containing 7 (gene MBOAT7). The coding region runs from base 7 to 1803 and encodes 598 amino acids. The record is from RefSeq and is a predicted model, not a curated record. NCBI's taxonomy places the organism in Eukaryota, Metazoa, Chordata, Aves, Passeriformes, Cinclidae. Gene Ontology annotation, biological process: lipid modification; phosphatidylinositol biosynthetic process. The transcript has 8 exons. Gene Ontology annotation, molecular function: lysophospholipid acyltransferase activity. Gene Ontology annotation, cellular component: membrane; mitochondria-associated endoplasmic reticulum membrane contact site.